Monoraphidium neglectum is the source of this 612-nucleotide messenger RNA. RefSeq names its product N-acetylglucosaminylphosphatidylinositoldeacetylase. Gene Ontology annotation, biological process: GPI anchor biosynthetic process. Gene Ontology annotation, molecular function: N-acetylglucosaminylphosphatidylinositol deacetylase activity. The transcript has 7 exons. Gene Ontology annotation, cellular component: endoplasmic reticulum. Bases 1 to 612 code for a protein of 203 amino acids. The record is from RefSeq and is a predicted model, not a curated record. NCBI's taxonomy places the organism in Eukaryota, Viridiplantae, Chlorophyta, Chlorophyceae, Sphaeropleales, Selenastraceae.
AUGCCUCCUAGCUCCGUUCUCCUCGUCACAGCCCACCCAGACGAUGAGGCGAUGUUCUUUGCUCCCUCGCUAGCGCACUAUGCGAGGCACGGAGACCUGGUGACCAUCCUGUGCUUGUCCACUGGCGACGCCGACGGCCUCGGACGGAUCCCCGCGGACCGCGUCACCGUGGUCGACCACCCACGCCUGCGGGACGGGGUAGCGACGGCCUGGCCUGAGGCCACUGUGGCCGACCUGGUGGCGGCCGAGCUGCAGAAGCGCCGCUGCGACACGGUGCUCACCUUUGAUGCACGCGGCGUGUCUGGCCACGCCAACCACACCGCCGUGCAUCGCGGCGUGCGGUCGCUCCUGCAGACAAGGGGGCCCGCCCUGGGUGUCACCAGCGCCUGGCAGCUGGUCAGCUUGGGCCUGCCCCGCAAGUUCUUGUCAAUCGCAGACACCUGGCUGUCGCGCACCCUGGCGCCGCGGGGCGCGCUCGUGCUGGCGGGCGGCUCCUUGGGCACCAGUCUGGCAGCGAUGCGCGCACACGCCAGCCAGUGGGUCUGGUAUCGCAAGCUGUUUGUUCUGCUGUCCAGCUACACAUACGUCAACACCCUGGCCCCUCUCAAUUGA